Labrus bergylta (ballan wrasse) is the source of this 4063-nucleotide messenger RNA. The record is from RefSeq and is a predicted model, not a curated record. Lineage: Eukaryota; Metazoa; Chordata; Actinopteri; Labriformes; Labridae.
GGAGGAGGAGGGAGGCUGAAGGAGAAACAGAGGAGAGCACAGAGGCAGGCUUUGCCUUUUCUGGUAGUUAAAGUGGCUGAAAGAACAAGCAGGAAUUCUUCAUGUAGCAGAAGGGCUGAGAUAAAAACCAGACUGUAGAAGUUGAUGUAUGCAGAGAGGGGAGACGCUGCUUUUCAUGGACUAAACUUCAGCUACUGUUAAGUGAAAAAUUUAGGAGAAUCUUUUGGGCAUCAUGGAGGAUGACUUCGACCGCCGCAUGGAGCUGAGGAGGCAGAGGAGGGAGCAGAUGCGCCUUGAGGAGAACAGUGUUGGUUUCACCAAUGACGAUGAUGAGGAGGAAGCUCGAGAGCGACGGCGUCGUGCGAGGGAGGAGAGAAAGAAGAUGAGGGACUCGGAGGAGUCUGGAUCCACCGAUGUGAUUAACACUAGUGUGAUUGAAACCGAUUCCACCACCGGAGGUACAGAUGAUGACCAGGCUCUGCUGGACCGGCUCGCUAAGAGGGAGGAGCGCAGGCAGAGGAGGAUGAAGGAGGCCAUGGAGAGACAGAAGGAUCUUGACCCCACCAUCAGCACCACCAAUGGUACGGACAGCACACCCGAAGAGGAAUCCUCAGUCAGCAGCAGCAGACGGGAACAUACAGAGGAGGAGGAGGAGGAGGAAGAGGAGGAAGAGGAGGAGAAGAAGGAGGAACCAGCCCAAGAGGAGGUGGCAGAAACGGAUACAAACUCCUGGAAGAAGGAGGAUGAGGACAAGAACGAGGAUGAGAAGGAAUCUGUUGAGGAAUCAAGAACAACAAGCACAAGAGAUGAGGAGGAGACUGAGGAGGUGGCUGCAGCAGCUGAAGAGGAGAUGGAGCAGAAAGAUGCUGAAGAGAAAUCUGUGGAAGAAGACGAGGAAGAAAAAGAAAGAAAUAGGAGAGCAGAAGAGGAGAGAAAAGAACAGGAAGAAAAGCUGAGGACAGAAGAAGAGGAAAGGCAAACAAGGGAAACUGAAGAAAAGCUAAAGAAAGAGGAGGAGGAGAGACAGCUGAAGGAGGAGGAGGAAAGGCAGAGGAGGGAAGAGGAGGAAAGCCAACAGAAGGAGAUGGAAGAGAGGCUAAGAAAAGAGGAGGAAGAAAAACAGAAACAGGAGAUGGAGAUGGCGGAAAAACUGAAGCGAGAAGAAGAGGAAAGACAGAAAAGGGAGAUGGAAGAGAGACAAAAGAAAGAGGAAGAUAAACAAAAAAAACUAGAGGAGAAGAAGAAGAAAGAGGAGGAGGAGAGACGGAAAAAGGAGAUGGAAGCAAAAAAGAACUUGGAGGAGGAAAAGCGGAAAAAGGAGGCUGAAAUAAAGAAGAAAAAAGAGGAAGAGGAGAAACGCAUCAGGAGAGAGAUGGAGGAGAAAAAGAAAGAGGAGGAGAAGCCAAAGAGAUUUGGUUUUAAGGAAAAGGAACCAGCCAAACUGAACGGAUCCCUUUUUGAGAACAGACUUAAGAAAACAGAGAAGACAUCAAGUGUUCCCUCCACCAAGGCCGAUGACGCAGAGCGACAGGAGGCCGAGCGUAAGCUGCAGGAGCUGAAGCGCCGACGAAACAACGCAGAAAGCGAGGAGAUGGAAAAGAUGAAGCAGAAGCAGCAGGACGCAGAGGCCGAGCUGGAAGGGCUGAAGAAGAAGAGAGAAGAGAGGAGGAAGAUCAUGGAGGAGGAGGAGAGGCAGAAGAAACAGGAGAUGGAGGAGAAGAAAGCCAAAGAACAGGAGGAGAGGAAGAGAAUGAAAGAGGAGAUUGAGAAAAGGAGGGCAGAGGCUGCAGAGAAGAAGAAAAUCAUGGAAGAGGUGGUGUCUACUAAACCCUCCUUUGCUAUCAGUCCCAAAGGAUCAUCAAAGAUUGGAGAAAAGGCAGAAUUCUUGAACAAAUCAGCCCAGAAGAGCAGCACACCCAGAGUGUCUCACACUCCGAUCAUGUCCAAGAUAGGAAACAGAUUGGAUCAGUACACUUCUGCCAUCCAGGGAAACAAAGAAGCGAAAUCUCCAAAGUCACCAAUGGCAGAUAUUACUACAGGAGGCACACGGAGCAUCAAGAGCAUGUGGGAGAAGGGCAACGUCAGCAGCUCCUCUGAAAGUCCACCCCCUGCUAACAAGGAUGUGGCUGCUAUCAAAGGAGGCGUGACUGGACGUGUCAACAGCUGGAUGGCAAAGCCUGCAGACACGGAGAAGAUAGCAACACCUUCACCCGCACCUGCACCUGCACCUGCACCUGCACCUGCACCUGUAGCGGCACCGGCAGUGGCAUCACCACCAGCAAAGCCUGCAGAUGGGAAACCAGGUGACAUCGGUAACAAGCGUGGCAUGUGGGAAACCAAGAAGGGCUCUGCACCUGGCAAGUUGGCAGCUGGAGUCAAGAGCAAGUUUACCACAAAUGCAGGUGUGAGACCCUAGCUACUGACAUCACCUUCAAAAUAAAGCCUUACCCCCCCCCCCCCCCAACACAAGGCUCUGCUCUGUGUUUGUAUCAAUUUCCCCUCAACCUUAGUUCCUGUACUUUUGAUGAAGUUCAUACCAGACUGAGGACAAGACAAGGGACCAGCAUCAACUACACUUAAGAACUCCAGCAUCUAUGUUGUUCCCCAUUUCCCAAAUAUGCAAUACCUAGUAAGGGUCUCCAGGACAAAGUACCACAUGUUAAAUGCUUAAUAGAUAAUGGAUUGUGUAUUUCAUAUCUGUUUAAUCAAAGUGACUCUUUUCAAAUGGCUGGAUGCAUCAAUAUUAUAUUGUUUUGAAGCCAAGCUGCUGGUUUUGCUCUUCUAGUUGUUAUACAGCUUACGUGCAAUCGUAAGAAUUUAAGCUUUAUUGUCCUUCACUGCCACUGUUUUAUUUGAAUGGUAGUUACUAUUUUGACUGCAUGUAAUAACCAAUGCUGAUCAAAAUCUACUUGAUGGACUUUCAUGAUCCUCAAAGCGCUUAUGCCCUGCUUCCUUUGGUCAUCAUGCGACUUUUCAUCUGGUUUGAGUGAGACGUCUCAUCAGUUAUUGAGUUGAUUGCUAUGAUAUUUUGGACACACAAUCGUCAAAAUGUUCCCUUAUUAUGUUUUUCAAGUGUGCUGUCAUGCUGUUUAGUGCCAUCGUCAGGUCAAAUCACAAGCUGUUGACCAAAUAUUUACUAAAAUUAACAUUCCCAUUAUCUUCCAUAUGUUAGAUUCAUUGCUGAUUAAUUAUUAAAUGUUUUUGCUAAAUGCUGGUUAGAGAAACUGAAGAGGACAACCAUGGUCAGCAAUACACCAGCUUAUUAUUUGUUAUUUUAAACAACUUAGAAAGCUGACAUUAGCAUUUAGCUAAGGCCUCACAGAGUGACUGGCAGAGCUGUAGACUCACUGUUUGUUAGCUCUAACCUCCUAGGGAACUUUGUAGGACAUCUGGACCUAAUUUCACUUACCAGCAAUUUAUUUUAAGUGUACAACUGAAAGCUGGGGUUGUUGUAGCUUCAACAACUCAUUUAAUUAUCAUUUAUUUGAAUUCAUAACAGAAGACUUUAUGUCUUAUUAGAAAAAAGGUUUGUUAGUAAGCAAUGUUUAUGAAAACCACAGGUUGCCUUAUCAUAAAGAGGUACCGUUGACCUCACAGGAGCAGAUAAAACCAGUCGUACAUUUUAGCCCAUAACUACAGGUAUAUGGUUUGUUACCUUUUUUGCUUGCCUCAGAUUAAAAAUCACAUUUUUUUUUACUUUAUACAGCACCAAAACAGUCUACAUAUGUGUUAAAGUAUCCACUGUGAAACUAGUCAGUGACCAAAUGCAACGCUAUUCAACAGACAGUCUUAACAAACAUCAGCUCACUCAUUUUGCAGUUUAAUUGCACUGCAGCAGGAAUAAAGUUUAAGAAGACAUUAGCAAUAUGCACUCUGUUUUAACAAUGCCUGUAAUCUACUUCAAGCUGUACCCUGGUGCUCCCGUCUGUCAGCAGGGCACAUAAAUUGAAUACUGCCAAAAUGUAUUUGUAGUCUUACGAUAUUGUUGUGGUGAAUGGCUUAUUUUUGAAACAUUUGAAAUUACUGUUUGUACUUGCUUGAGCAAUAAAGAAAUACAAAAAAG